UUGUGUAAAUAAUGUCAUUUGUGUAAACUUGAUUCAGCAAUGUGCACUUUCUUGUUUUUGCGUUUUCCAUCACUGCAUCACAGGUAAAUGUCAACUAUAGUUCAGCAAUUUGCUGCAAAGCGUCAGGCAAAGACGCUUUAUAAGAGCUGUGUAGGAACUCAAUUUGCUGUAACAUAGUUUAUUAUUUGAAGUGAAAGUAAUAGAAAAUAUCACAAAUAGGAAUAAAUUGCAAUACUUUGUCGGUCGAAAGUUCGGUUCGAAAGUUAGCUGUCGUGUACGAUCACGGACAUAAAGUUUAUAACAAAAGCACGGAAUGAGGAGGCUUGGGCUGCAAUAGCAGUUGAAUUCUAAGAAACGGGUAUGGAUUUCUUAUUAGUAAUUAAGCAAUAAUUGUGGUUGGUUACUGGUCUUCAAUACUAUGCAAUAAGUGUAUGCGUUCAUGAAUAAAAAACCUUCAAAAAACAAUAUUUUACAUGGAUUGUUUGUUCAAGACAGGAUGCUUUCUAAAAAAAUGAAAAAAUGAAAAAUAUUUAUUGCAAAUGUUUAAAUGGAAAAACGCAUCAGCAGUUGGUGGUUUUCAAACCAACACCUUUGAAAUUAAAGUUUAUUUUUAUUGUUUUUGAAAUGCAAAAAUCCUUUGAUAUAAGUGAAGAACAUAAACAUGAGUCAAUAUUUGUAAAAUUCGGUCGAAAUCGAAACGUACGUCCACUCGUAUAAGGAGAAUUAUUUAGCUGAUCUUGUUGAAUUAUUAGUUCCUCAUGCACAAACAAAUAAUGAUAUCGAUUAUAUAGAACGAUUUGAUAAUGAAGAUGCCACAAAAAAAAAAAAAGAUGCCAAGAAAACUGAAAAUAAUUGACGGGCCUUCAUUUUUAAAUGAAGAUCAUUCAAACACAAAAACUAAUGCAGAUCUUCAAGCUUUAUAAUCUGAAGGCGAAGAAAUACCACCGGCUAAGUUUGCAAACGUUCAAAUCGAUACAAGCUUUGCAAAGCGAACACAAUUACAAUUAAAUACAUUUAAGCCAAUUAUGUGUGAGAAAUCUUUACAAUUUGAUACGAAUAGAUCGAAAGAAGACACAUAUUUCGAUAUAUAUAAACCAUAUAUAAAAACAGUAAAUAAACGACAGCGUAUCGUGUUAAUUCAAAAUAUUUUUAAAGCUAUAGUUACGACUUUAGAUGACUGUAGAGACUUCAAUGACUCUGUAAUUGAAAGUCCACAAAGCAAAAAAUUUAAAAAGAAAACAGUUGAAAAUAAAUCUUAUUCAGUACCAAUAGGACCAGGAGCCAGACUCGCACCAAGAGUAUCAUACACAGUUUCGGAAAGAGUAGAUGGUGCUACGACUGCUAUGGCAAUUAUUCAAAAAUCGACUCUACCAAUUUUUACGGUACAUGCAAAUAAUGCUAGAGCAAUUAAUAAUUUUAGUCAUAGCCUCUUAAGACAAAAUGCACCACAACCACCAUCUGACAACAACAAUUCUGACGACGAAUUUGCUGGUAUUAUAAGAACGGAUGAGUUGGGGCUAUGGAUAAAGGACGAACCACUUGACGAUUAUGAUUUGUAAUUCAGUUUUGAAAAUAUGGUUGUUUUGUUUUUUUUGAUUUAAUAUUAAAUUUAUAAAA
Teleopsis dalmanni is the source of this 1617-nucleotide messenger RNA. RefSeq lists its product as uncharacterized. The transcript is spliced from 2 exons. The record is from RefSeq and is a predicted model, not a curated record. NCBI's taxonomy places the organism in Eukaryota, Metazoa, Arthropoda, Insecta, Diptera, Diopsidae. The coding region runs from base 1026 to 1559 and encodes 177 amino acids.